UCGAAGUGGAGUAAUCUCAGCCGGUGCGGGCCCACCGGCAUGACAAAACCUCAUAACAAGUGCUCGCAGUUACUGAGAAACCCCCGAAACUGACGUGAACACGAUGUCCUUUUUCAUAAAGUGUGUCGAGCUCUUGAACCUCAUGAAAUCUCGGACCGAGUACUUCACAUACUUGGAGUCAGGUCAAUUGAGACCCGGAAUGAGGUGUCCCAGGGAGCCCUCGAAGUACUCUAUCUUCGACGUGAGGCCCUCGGCGGAUUUCCACGCCUCGAGGAUCACCCACAAGGAGGUGGACCCCAUCGAGGUGUGCCUGAACAUUGACCCGGACUUCAUCACUCCCCAGACGACUGGAGAAAGUCUUGAGAGCCUCGUCGUUGGUAGCACCGAGGACAGGACACAGCAGACGUUGAUUCGCCACAGGGACACUCACCACGUCGAUGUGAUCGUCUUAGUGGACUGGGGGUCCACGGAGGACACUGUCACCAGGAAUAAUCGUCUGGUCGCUCUCAGGACGAUUUUGACUAAGAAAGACCAGGGGCACUCUCCCCCCAGGCAUCUGAUCCUCGAAGGGGGGUUCAGGGAGUGGCUCCUGACGUAUCCUGAAUUCACAACCAACUCGGAGGUGAUAGCUCCUGAGGACUGGACUCCAGAGAAACUUUCCCAGGCCGUGGAGGUCCCCAUAUAUUUCGAGGAGCCUUCACUAACCCUCCCAGAGUACCCAGACUACGAGCCUUCUCCUCAGGUCGACGUGACCCCCAGAAGACACAAGAUUGUGACGAAAGUCCUCGAGUUGCUCUCCGAACUCGAGGAACUGCUGAGGGAACAGAAGAAAAUGGAGCAACUGUCUGUGGCGAAGACUAAGGAGAUCUUGCAGAUGACGGAAACAAAUAUAGACUGCGGGCAAUCUUAUGGAGAUGAGGCUCGCAAACUCAACGAGCAGCUGAAGGAUGUAGUCAAGAGGAUUGGGGAGAAGGAGGUAGAGAUUAAGAAGGGGAUGGAGAAGAUUGGAAAGGAGAAGAUCCAUUGGAUGUUCGACGACAGGGUGAGGAAGGAGAAGAUUGAGCAGGAUAUAAAAAAUCUGAGGAGGCAGAUAGCUAGACUAGGGAAGAUGAAAACCAACUUGACAAUGCAAAUCAUAAGCAGGCCCCGGACGAAUGCAACGUUCGACAUCUCCGACAUUCGUCCCGCUUCCGAAGACAUCCCUCCAGCCUCCUCAACCCUCCAAGACUCAUCCCCCUUGCGACGUCCUGCACCGGAGCCCGGACUGUCCCAGGAAAAAUCCCCCCAGAUAUCCCUCGAAAAUACGCCCAUGGAGGUGGACCUCGAGCCCCCCUCCCAGCCCCCUCCAAAACACCCCCUCACCAGCAGAGAUGAGAUGCGAUCAGUUCGUGGAAAAACCCUCCCAGGCACCACUGGCCUCAAGAACCCCGAAAGCUACAUCUGCUACGCCAACAGCAUCAUCCAGUGCCUGAGUCACACGUCUCAAAUGAAGGACUACUUCGUCGAUAACUUCGAGAACGUUGAAGGGGAAGUCACUCAUAUUUUGCAUCGCGUGAUGAAAAUGCUGUGGAGUGGCCAAUACAAAUCCUUUUCCAUCGAAGUUCUGAGGGAAAAAGUUGGAGAACUGAAGCCCACCUUCAACAAUAAAAAUCACCAGGACGCUCAGGAGUUCCUGACGGAACUGCUGCAGAUUUUGCACGAGGAACUGAAGGAAGAAAAAUCUGCAGAGGAUGGUGGAAUGGUCAAGAGCCCUCAGGAGGCCAUGGAUAAUGUCCUGGACUGGAAGUACUCGAUCAUCUCCCGAACUUUUUACGCACAAACUCGUGCAUUUAUCAGGUGUGAAACAUGUGGAUCCAAAUCUGAGAAGAAGCAGGCUGAUUUCGACGCGUUCACCACUCUGAUUGUGUCUCUCCCAGAGGGUGACAGUCUUGAUUUGAAGGAGUGCAUUGAUAAUUCACUGGACCAGGUACAAUCGCGAGACUGUGCAGUGUGUGGUGGCACGCAGCCUGCGAGGGUCGUCCAGGAGUUCACUCAACUGCCACCUGUUUUGAUCGUGGCGCUCAAUCGCUUCAUGAAGACACCAGAUAAGGAUGAAAUUCGAAAGAAUGAGACUCCGGUGAGCUAUCCUACGAGCCUGGAGAUGUUUAUUGGGAAGAAAGACGACCCCGAGAAGAAAUGUACUAGGUAUGAACUGCAGGGAGUUUGUCGUCAUUCUGGGUCGCUGGCGCACGGACAUUACUACAGCUAUUGCAGACUUUUGGGGACCGAGAGUUGGUAUAAAUUCAACGAUUCAGUUGUUCAAUGCGUUGAACUGACGGAUGCGACUGCUGACAAGAAGGGGGCGUAUGUGCUUUUCUACAUAAAAUCUGAGAAUGCGCCAGGAACACCAUAGGUGAGCUGACAAUCGCAAAAAUGAAUUCGAGAACUUUCUGUAUUUUUUUUUAUGCAAGGCGAUUCAGUACUGAUUUUUGAGUUAGCUCAUGUGUUUUCUAAACCCAGCAAGACAUUGUCUAUUCUAAGAGGUGACGAGUAGACUUCUUCAUGUUUUACAUUACUUUCCUGUUUUUACGUGUUAUAACUUUUCGAUUCUUUACGAGUAUCGAAAAAGAGCAUAAAAAAUCAUAAAUAUUUCUUCGGUGGAAGCAAAAUAAUCAUUAAUGGAAAAACGAAUUUGCUUUCAUUUUUUUUAUUAGAAUAGAAGAAAUUGUGCAUUUUUUGCACAAAAAGUGUUUAGGUUUUUUUUAUUAUAGACUUCGAGAGUGAUAUUGUCGUUUUGUAAUUGAAACAGCGAAGUUGUGCACCACUUGUUUUCAAGAUCCGUGCGUAAUUGACAAGAAUAUCGAAUGUAACUCUGUAGCAAAGCGGUUAAACGGUUUAAGGGGUAACAGAAGUUUCCCAGAAAUUUCAAACAAAUUUCCUAUUCAAAGUUAUUUAUAUUUUUCGAACCCAAAGCGCAUUAAUGUUCAUCAACUACUCCUGGAGAUUAAUGUCUUUCGAUUUGUAAAAGUAUCGAUAACGUCCGGCAGGGAAUUUGUUAAAUUUUUUAAAAUUAGCGGCAAUAUGUUACCUCUCAAGUCGACUUGACCCUUAGCUGAGUCUUUGAGAAAUAUCUCUGAAUCUAAGGAAGAUAACGAAAUUUUUGUACUAAUCUUUUUUAUAGAUUGAAUUGAAGGCUACGGAAGAGGUCAUGACAAAAAUCUUGCCAUCUCCCUUAGAUUCCGAAUAUUCAUUGAAACUAUCCAAUAAUCAAAAUCGACUUAAACCGUUUUACCGCGUCGCUACUGGACUGUUGACGUCUCAUUUGAUAAUUUAUUACAGAAUUAUUGUUUACCAGGUUGAAUAUUUGUUUACUGUAGUAUUUAAUGACAAUCGUUUUGAUUAAAAAUUACUGAAAAUACUCGAAUAGAUGAAAAUGAUAAAAAUGGGAUCAAAGAACUGAAAUAGCUUGUAGGAUAGAAGA
Messenger RNA from Diachasma alloeum, 3460 nucleotides. RefSeq names its product ubiquitin carboxyl-terminal hydrolase 8. Gene Ontology annotation, molecular function: cysteine-type deubiquitinase activity. Bases 104 to 2392 code for a protein of 762 amino acids. Gene Ontology annotation, biological process: protein deubiquitination. Lineage: Eukaryota; Metazoa; Arthropoda; Insecta; Hymenoptera; Braconidae. The transcript has 4 exons. The record is from RefSeq and is a predicted model, not a curated record.